UGUGUUUUCUGCAAUGGACGACAGUCCCCGCGGGGGAGGAUGAUGACAAGUGGAGCAUAAGAAGUCUCCCCCCACCAAUCCUCGAAUUUGAGCCUUAGCAGCAGCAAGAAAAAAAAGGAGAGGCGGGGGGUUUGGUGACAGUGGAAGCCCCGCCCGCCGCCUGAGUAGGGGGGGCAUCCUCCCCCCCGCCAAAGAGCUGGUCUGGCUUCUCUCUUUCUCUCCCCCAGCCACCCAGCCACCCACUCCCUUCCCUCUCCCUCACCAACACGCAAGUCUUUUGCGCUCCCUCAUGCAGACAGACAGGGAGACAGAAGAUGGCUGACUCGCCGGGGCAACCCACAGUCCAGUCCAGCCCGCCCGCAUCCCCGGUCCUCCCAGAGCCGCUUUCUCCUUUGACACUCGCUGACGCCUUCGCCCAGCACUGAAAGCCUCCGCCGCCCAUCCUCCCUCCCUCCCUCGCCACAACCUUCCCCCCAACCUCUCCCCAAAUAACACCAGCAGCCAUUUCAUCUCCACCAAAGUAGAUACACACGCACACGCACAAAAAAUGGCAGAAAUGGAGAAAGAAGGGAGACCUCCAGAAAAUAAAAGAAGCAGGAAACCGGCUCACCCCGUGAAAAGGGAAAUCAAUGAAGAGAUGAAGAACUUUGCAGAAAACACCAUGAAUGAGCUCCUUGGCUGGUAUGGUUAUGAUAAGGUUGAAUUAAAAGAUGGAGAAGAUAUUGAAUUCAGGAACUACCCUGCAGAUGGGGAGAGCCGACAGCACAUUUCUGUUCUCAAAGAAAAUUCUUUGCCAAAAACAAAAUUACCUGAAGACAGUGUUAUCUCAUCAUACAAUAUAAACACAAGCUAUCCAGGGCUUACAACAGGAAAUGGACUCGCAGACUCACCAGCAGGGUCAAAGGAUCAUGGGAAUGUACCCAUUAUCGUACCAUUAAUUCCACCACCUUUCAUAAAGCCACCAGCAGAAGAUGAUGUGUCAAAUGUACAAAUAAUGUGUGCCUGGUGCCAGAAAGUGGGAAUCAAGCGCUAUUCCCUGAGUAUGGGGAGUGAAGUGAAAUGCUUCUGUAGCGAGAAAUGCUUUGCAGCUUGCAGAAGAGCGUACUUCAAGAGGAACAAGGCUAGAGAUGAAGAUGGACAUGCUGAAAAUUUUCCCCUGCAGCACUAUGCUAAGGAAACUCCAAGACUUGCCUUCAAGAAUAACUGCGAACUACUUGUAUGUGACUGGUGUAAGCACAUAAGACACACAAAAGAGUAUCUGGAUUUUGGGGACGGGGAACGAAGGCUUCAGUUCUGCAGUGCAAAAUGUCUCAAUCAGUACAAAAUGGACAUUUUCUACAAAGAGACACAGGCCAAUCUUCCAGCUGGACUCUGCAGCACAUUAUAUCCUCCAGUCGAAAAUAAAGCAGAAGGCACUGGGGUGCAGCUGCUGACUCCAGAUUCUUGGAAUAUACCGCUAGCAGAUGCUCGGAGAAAAGCCCCAUCCCCAGUGUCUGCAGCUGGCCAAAUUCAAGGUCCUGGACCAUCAGCAUCUAUCACUGCCUCUCCGCCUGAUACUGCCAACUGUUCUGUCACUAAAAUCCCAACGCCUGUUCCCAAACCUAUUCCCAUCAAUGAGAAUCCAAAUAUGCCGCCAGUUUCUGUUCAGCCACCUGCUAGCAUUGUGCCUCCAAUUGGUGUCCCACCUCGAAGUCCUCCCAUGGUGAUGACAAACCGUGGGCCAGUUCCAUUGCCCAUAUUCAUGGAACAGCAAAUUAUGCAGCAAAUUCGUCCGCCAUUUAUUCGAGGGCCUCAUCAUGCCUCAAAUCCCAACAGCCCUCUGUCCAACCCAAUGAUUCCUGGAAUUGGUCCACCACCAGGUGGUCCCAGAAAUAUGGGCCCAACCUCUAGCCCUAUGCACAGGCCAAUGCUAUCACCUCAUAUUCAUCCUCCAACAACACCAACAAUGCCUGGAAAUCCCCCAGGUUUACUACCGCCUCCACCUCCAGGAGUACCUUUGCCCAGCCUUCCUUUCCCUCCUGUAAGUAUGAUGCCAAAUGGUCCUAUGCCCAUGCCACAGAUGAUGAACUUUGGCUUGCCAUCUCUUGCCCCAUUGGUGCCACCUCCAACCCUUUUAGUGCCAUAUCCAGUCAUUGUUCCUCUACCUGUUCCUAUCCCAAUUCCAAUCCCUAUUCCUCACAUCAAUGAUUCCAAGCCCCCAAAUGGCUUCUCCAGCAAUGGAGAAAGUCUCAUUCCAAGUACAUCUAGUGAUGCAGCUGGGGCAAAGCCAACAAACAACCCUCUGUCCCCCAGAGAUUCAAAACAAGGUCCUUCCAAGUCCUCUGAUUCAACACCAAGCUGUUCGAGCCAGUCCUUAAAUCAAACACAGGUACAUCAGGAGCACAGUAAAAAUGAAGUUGUUGAUUUGACUGUGAGACCUAGUAGUCCAGUGAACAACAAGUUUGAUUUUCCUACAGUACUACAGGGACCACAGGAUGGUGUGAUAGACUUAACUGUAGGACACAGGUCUAGACUACACAAUGUUAUCCACAGGGCUUUGCAUGCUCAAGUCAAAGUUGAACAUGAAUCCAGCAGUGUUGUAAAUCUGGCUUUUGGAAGCUCAGAUAAAAGGAACUGCAAUGACUGCAGGAACAAUUGCAGCCCCACCGAAACAAAAACAUUACCUUGUAGCAACCCAACUCACUGUGGCCCCACCGCACUGGCCUCUGGCACAUCAGAAAAUAAUGCCACUGCAGUUUGCAAUGUCAUUGUGAAUGGCACAAAGGGCCCAGAGGUCUCAGAGCAGCCCCAAGAUCAGAAGAAGUCUCAGCCACCAGAGGAAUUGCCAGUGAGUGAGCUAGAAUCUGUGAAGGAGAACAACUGCACAUCAAACUGCCACCGAGAAGGAGAUUCUGGUAAGAAGACUGGGGAAGAGCCCCUGUUUGGGGGAGACAAGCAAGAUCCCAACCUUAACAAUCCUGCAGAUGAGGACCAUGCUUACGCAUUGCGGAUGCUACCCAAGGCAGGCUGUGUCAUCCAGCCUGUGCCAAAACCAGCAGAAAAGACUGCUAUUGCACCAUGUGUUAUCUCAGCGCCAAUUCUCAGCACAGGGCCAGAAGAUCUGGAGCCACCACUGAAAAGGAGGUGUCUCCGAAUUCGAAAUCAGAAUAAGUAAAGGAAUGCUCACUUUGACAGGGUAUCUUGCAUGGAGAAAGGGAGCAAACCAAUCUACAUCACCAAAUGCACCAGCUGGUUCACUUACUAACUCUUCUGGUUAAAAGUCAAGUUGACAAAAGUUCCCACCAUUCAUUUUCUCAGAGGGAAGGCUCAAACCCUUGGGUGCCUUUGGCUCAGAAGACCAUAAGCACAUCACGGAUCCCAUGAAGUAUGCUCAGCAUUCCUACUACCAUCUCCCCUUCUCCCUUUUAGUUUCUUGCCGAUGGGAGGCUUUUCUUCUGGUUUGUAAAGCCACAUGGACCAAUGUAUGUACUCUUUUCCUCACUGACUUCAAGGUUCAGAUAUUGGAGGCUGGACAGUGAAAUGGAUUUUUUUCAGAAAAAAACUGCUGUGGUUUUGCUGCUACACUAAGAAUUGUGAUUUGCAUUGUAUGGUUUUGGACCUAUUCGCGUUUUUGAUGGUGGGGGGAAGGGGUUAUACUGGAGUAUUGGUACUUCAGAAUCAUCUCUCUCUCUCUCUGUCCUUCCCAUGAUGCACUUUUAAAUGAAGAGUUAUUAGAAUAUUUUAAUGGCUAAUAUACUUUGGUUCUUGUUAUUUUUUACGAAGGCCACCUUUAUUCUUUUUAAUGCCAUAUUUUCAGUGUUACACUUUUAUGGCUUUUAAUUUUUUUAUUUGAAAGAUGUAAGAAGCAGCAUGAAUAGUUUAUACUGUGGUUUUUCAGAGACUGAAUGCCAAGAGAACUCAGUAAAUGUUUAUUCCUCUCAGCUUUCUCUUUCAAUUCCCCUAAAUAGCGCCCCAUUUGGGAACAGAGCAAGAGUGUUGAACUAAAGACCAAAAAUAGAGAUCCCCUCAAGGUGUAAAACUAUCUGGGGGAAAUAUUUGCUGGGUGUUAUGAAAGACUUGGAUGAAAUUUCAACCCUGAUGGUUUUUCAGUGAUCCAGGAAGCCAGUGAGACAAUCUCUCCAGAUGCAGAGCCCUUUCAUGAUAAUUAGAAAGGUAUGGCCAAGCCAAUGAAAACACGGGGUAAAGUGAGAAGAGAACCCCUAUGAUUCUGUUUCACUGUUUGCUUUCUCCUGUCAUGGUUAAAAGAAAUGUGCAAUUUGAUCCUCAGUCAGUGGGUGGAGGAUAACAGGGUAGAAUUUACUUGUGUGCACUUGUAUAGUUGUAGCCACGAGUCCAAAAGUACACUAGAGCAUGUAUGCUGGCACUGAUUUGGUAAAACAAUUGUGGAUUAUCCCAUUCUGACAAAAUACUAAGGAAAAAAAGAAAAAUGUUCAAAUCACCUUGUGAUCCAGUGUAACUGUUUACUAACUUGAAUAAAGCAAUUGUUCACACGAGAAUACCCGAAGCACACCUUUACUGUAUGGCUGUUGUAAUGAGCAACCAGAAAGCAGUUUGGGAUGGAGGUGCUUCAUGGAGCUCAGAGCCGGGUUUGAAAAGCCAAUCAAAACACAGCCUUAUAGCAAUGGUGAACUGAGGGCAUUGUGUACAUACUGUAUUUCUAUAUUUUCCUUUGUACAGAUUCACUUAAGUCAAGCUACUGUUUUACAGGUGCUCCUUAUUUAUUAGGGCUGUGAAAGCUUGGAAAAUUACACCCAACAAGCAAGCUCGCUUUUUAAAAAAAAGAAAUGAAAAAAAUUUAAAAGGUGGGGGGAGGGCACGAGGGUGGGAGGGUAGGAUGAGCUCAUAAGCCUACCAAGUGAUUUCAAAACCUUACACAGACAAAUUUCUAUGGGUAGAGGGUGGAUGAAGCACUUUUAAGAGGCUUCUGGUUAUUCUGGGCUCACACCAUUUUUUUCUUCCUGACUGGUGUCAGAUUUAUUAAAAUAAAUAAAUCUCCAAGUUUGAAAAACAUAUUUAA
Molecule: messenger RNA, 5017 nt
Organism: Sphaerodactylus townsendi
Lineage: Eukaryota; Metazoa; Chordata; Lepidosauria; Squamata; Sphaerodactylidae
Gene: SOBP
Product: sine oculis binding protein homolog
Exons: 7
Coding region: 548-3154 (868 amino acids)
Biological process (GO): animal organ development
Cellular component (GO): nucleus
Source: RefSeq, a predicted model, not a curated record